GAGCGCAGGAUUGUACUGCACAUUAGUGGUGUUGCUGGCCUCAGCUGCUUUUUCCCCAGUGGAUGCCUGCUGUGCUUGGCCCCAGACUGCUUCUGCUAAUCCUGCCAGAGCAGAGCAGAGGAAGAGGUUCUGCUGCGCACACGCCACCACACACACCUGCCUGUCAACUGGGAGCUGAGAGGAACACCUAAGGGCAGCAGACUGACCACCAUGGACUUUGUUUUCUACUUGCUGUUCUCUCCUCUCCCGACCCCUGCCAUCAUCUCGCUUUUCGUCGUGGCAGCUGCCACCCUGUUUUACCUGAACACACGGCCCAGCCCCCUCCGUACCCCUGCUGACCUUAACCACCAAACUCUGGGUAUCAAGGGUGGGGCUAGGAAGACGGCUCUGCUUGAAAACAACAACAACUUGAUCUCGUAUUAUUAUGAUGACGCCAAAACAAUGUACGAGGUUUUUCAGAGGGGACUGAAAGUUUCAGGUAAUGGGCCAUGCUUGGGCUACAGAAAACCAGGAAGGCCAUACCAGUGGCUGAAGUACAGACAGGUGUCUGACAGAGCAGAGCACCUGGGGUCAGGCCUUCUCCAUCGGGGCUUGAAGCCAAACACAGACACUCUGAUUGGCAUCUUUGCUCAGAACAGACCUGAAUGGGUCAUCGGUGAGCUGGCCUGCUACACGUACUCCAUGGUAGCUGUUCCCCUGUACGACACCCUGGGUCCUGAGGCUCUUGUGUUCGUUAUCGAGUUGGCUGAGAUCUCCACAGUGCUUUGUGACAAUCAAAACAAGGCAGAAACACUGCUGCAGAACCGGGAGAGAGGCCAGACCCCGGUUCUCAAAACCAUCAUCAUCAUGGACCCUUUGAGCUCUGAGCUGGUAGAGCGAGGAGCCAAGUGUGGGGUGGACAUUGUGUCCAUGCAGGAGGUGGAGACUCUGGGGAAAAACAAUCUUCAAAAACCAAUUCCACCAAAGCCAGAGGACCUCAGCAUUAUUUGCUUCACCAGCGGCACUACAGGAAACCCCAAGGGAGCGAUGCUGACCCAUGAGAAUGUGGUCUCUGAUGCUGCAGGUGUCCUCAGAAGCUUUGAGACGUCACUUAGUCCAGAUGCCCAAGAUGUCAGCAUUUCGUUUCUGCCUUUAGCGCACAUGUUUGAGAGAGUUGUACAGACUGUAGUGUAUGGGGCUGGGGCCAGGGUGGGAUUCUUCCAGGGCGACGUCAGGCUGUUGGCAGAUGACAUGAAAACCCUGCAGCCCACCAUUUUCCCAGUAGUGCCUCGACUUCUCAAUCGUAUCUAUGACAAAGUUCAGAGUGAAGCCAAAUCACCUUUCAAGAAAUGGCUGCUGAACUUUGCUGUGCAGAGGAAAUUUGCUGAAGUGAAGCAGGGUGUCAUCAGAAACAACAGCAUAUGGGACAAGCUCGUCUUCCACAAAGUCCAGGGGUCUCUGGGGGGACGUGUGCGGUUUAUGGUGACUGGAGCAGCUCCCAUAUCUCCCUCUGUUCUCAACUUCCUCCGCGCUUCUCUGGGUUGCCAGAUCUUUGAGGGUUAUGGUCAGACUGAGUGCACAGCUGCCUGCACCUUCACCAUGCCAGGAGAUGGCACCUCAGGGCAUGUCGGGGUGCCGCUGCCAUGUAAUUUUGUGAAGUUGGUGGAUGUUGAAGAAAUGAAUUACUUUACUUCAAAUGGUGAAGGGGAGGUCUGCAUCAAGGGUAAAAAUGUGUUCACGGGUUACUUGAAAGACCCAGAGAGAACUGCAGAGGCCUUGGAUAAAGAUGGAUGGCUCCACACCGGGGACAUCGGAAAAUGGCUUCCAAGUGGGGUUCUGAAGAUCAUUGACCGUAAGAAGAACAUCUUCAAGCUGGCUCAGGGGGAGUACAUAGCACCGGAGAAGAUUGAAAAUGUGUACAUACGCAGUGGACCUGUGGGCCAAGUCUUUGUGCAUGGAGACAGUCUACAGUCCUGCCUGGUUGCCAUUGUGGUCCCUGACCAUGAGGUACUGCCACGUCUUGCCAAGAAUAUGAGAUGCCAAGGCUCCUUCGAGGAACUCUGCAAAAACUCAGAAAUUAAGAAAGCAGUUCUCUCAGACAUGACCAAACUGGGCAAAGAAGUGGGACUCAAGUCCUUCGAGCAGGUGAAAGAUGUGUACCUCCACCCAGAACCAUUCUCCAUUGAGAACGGUCUGUUAACCCCCACACUCAAGGCCAAGCGGGCUGAGCUCCGAGCCCUCUUCCAGCCGCAGAUCGACAAACUCUACGCUAACAUCCAAUAAAUGGAAUAAUACAAGUCAUCUAUGUUGGCUGUACCUCUGUUUGCAAUUACAACAUUAACCAACUCUCCU
Monopterus albus (swamp eel) is the source of this 2331-nucleotide messenger RNA. It is a transcript of the gene acsl5, whose product is annotated as acyl-CoA synthetase long chain family member 5. NCBI's taxonomy places the organism in Eukaryota, Metazoa, Chordata, Actinopteri, Synbranchiformes, Synbranchidae. The record is from RefSeq and is a predicted model, not a curated record. The coding region runs from base 211 to 2262 and encodes 683 amino acids. The transcript is spliced from 22 exons. Gene Ontology annotation, molecular function: arachidonate-CoA ligase activity. Gene Ontology annotation, biological process: long-chain fatty-acyl-CoA biosynthetic process; fatty acid metabolic process; positive regulation of long-chain fatty acid import across plasma membrane. Gene Ontology annotation, cellular component: membrane; mitochondrion; endoplasmic reticulum.